This is a messenger RNA of Leptopilina boulardi, 4101 nucleotides long. RefSeq names its product protein zer-1 homolog. The transcript has 9 exons. Gene Ontology annotation, cellular component: Cul2-RING ubiquitin ligase complex. The record is from RefSeq and is a predicted model, not a curated record. Bases 414 to 2687 code for a protein of 757 amino acids. Lineage: Eukaryota; Metazoa; Arthropoda; Insecta; Hymenoptera; Figitidae.
GACAGUUAUAGAAGUAUAGUGAAGUGAGUUGCUCCAUCCAUUAUGCGUCGUAUUAAUAAAUUUUCGGUAAAUUAUUAUAGUUUAUACAAGUCAUUUAAUCGAGAAUAAAGGAUAAAUUUAGUGUCUUGUAUUUUAAAGUGUUAAAACAGUGAAUAAAAUAUAGUGAGACGAAAUUGUCUUUUUUGUGACGCAAAAACCUGAACAAUAUAAGGGUUUCUGCGUCAGUGAAUAUAUGAUGAUGAUAAUGACCGAGUUUCCAGCUGAUUCGUUUGACAGAUUUGACAUCAGUUAAAAAAAGGAGAAGAAAAACUGUGAAUUUUUUUUGUGUAGUAUUUAUUUAUUUAUUUACUUCUUUUUAAUUUUUUUUUUUUUUACACCCCUCACUCUCAUUAACCCUUCUAUUUCAAAUUAAGAUGAAAACCAUGUGGAAUCUUGACGAUCUAUUUGUUGUCAAUCAAUAUUCGGGUGUUGAGAGUUUAACAAAUCUUUGCUUUAAAGUGAUAUGUGAAAAUUUGGAUAUUAUUUCAACGAAGGGAAAACGCGGUCAUCGUACACUCAAGAAAGGUUUAAUAUUGCCUAGUGAAAUUUGUGAUAAAAUUAUUUUAUAUUCACAACAAAGUGAGGCAAUUGAGGAGAAUGAUUAUUUUUUCUCAAUUUUUAAAAAUGUUCUCGUCACUAAAUUAAAACGUGUGAAAAUAAGUAAUUGUAGCCUGACAGAUUCAUCGGUUCUUACAAUUGUUGCUCAUAAAAUAACGGAAUUGGAAUUUAAUAAUUGUUCAAAUAUUACGGAACUCUCGAUUGAAUAUUUAAAUGAAAAUUCGGAAAAUUUACAAAGUCUCGUUUUUCAUGGAUGUAUAAGUAAAUUUCGAACCGAAAAUGGCAAAUUGGAUGAAAAAUAUUAUAAGAGGGGUUAUGUAUUUAAUGCUCCAAAUUUGAAGCGUUUAACAUUGGGAAAUAUUUCAAUUCCUUAUUCAGAAUAUACAAUUAUUUUGCUGACACUCCCUAAUUUGAGUCAUUUGGAUUUAUCGGAAAAUGAAAAUAUUAAAAGUUUUUAUUUCUACAGUCUAGUGGAAAAUUUAGUUUCUCUUGUUCUUUACAAUGUUAAUUUAACGCAUGAUGCGCCAGCCUUUGUGAAAAAUGUGACUCAUUUAAAAAAAUUGAGGUAUUUGGACAUUUCGCAGUCGAAUCCAAUAAAUGGAGAAUUCGAAAUGCCUGAUACGAUUCUUUCGGAAAUAGUUAUGGGAUUACCGGAAUUAAUUUCAUUGGAUAUUGGUGGUACAAAUCUCGCGGGUCGAGGGGUCAUUCAACGAUCACUUGAUAAAAAGAAUUAUUUCUUUGAUCAACUCAGUGAUAUUCCGGGUCUUGCAUCGCGAGUUAAAAAUCCCCUACAAUUUCUUGGUUUAUAUGGAACGUCACAUCAAGCUUGUUCAAGGCACGACAUUCCUGCACUAGUGAUUGCUGGAGAUGCUAAUGAGGAUCAAAUUCUAGCGGCAGCAUUAGUUUGCAUGAAUAACAAAGAAGAUUUGUUGCAAAAAAUUUUAAAUGAUUUAUAUCAAGUGUUUAGAUUUGAAAAUUGCAAACGUAUGGAUCAAGCGCUCUGUAUAGUUUUAGAAGCAAUGGAGAAACAUCCUUCUGAGAAACACAUUCAGAUAUCUGGAAGUGCGACGCUCUUUUAUAUUAUCCGCUCAAGAGAAAAUCCUGUUAAUGCCAGUAUGAAAAAAAGAAUAAUUGGCGUGUUACUUGCGGGUAUGAGCGCUCAUAAAGAUGAAGAGACAAUGAUGCGUAAUGGCUGUUUGGCUCUUUGCCAAUUUCGCAUACCUCAGGAUGUGAUGUGGGGUUACGAGUCUUUAGUGAGAUUGCUCUUGCAUUCUGCAAAAAAUUCAGAGCCAGAAAGUUUUGUGCAACGAAUUGGAAUAUAUUUAUUAAAUUCUCUGGCAUGUCAAGUUGAAGGCAAAGAAAAGCGACUACUUGGAAAAUUGGGUUGUGUUGAAACAAUGUUACAUUUGGUUAAAUACAGAGUGACAUCGAAUAUAUUUGAUGAUGUCUUGGAAGUUGCUUGGUCCACAAUGUGGAAUAUGACCGAUGAAACUGAUAUAAAUUGUCAGAGAUUUUUAAAUACACAGGGCAUGGAUUUAUUCCUCGAAUGUGCAAAACAAUAUCCAAGUAAAGAAGAACUAUUGAGAAAUAUGAUGGGAUUAUUGGGAAAUGUUGCCGAAGUGGAAAGUCUUCGUUCUCAAUUGAUGCAGGAAAAAUAUGUUGUGGUUUUUUCUCGUUUGUUACGCUCAAAAAGUGAUGGAAUUGAAGUGUCAUAUAAUGCUGCGGGAAUUUUGGCACACAUGGUAUCAGACGGCGUUGAAGCUUGGUCAAUUGAAAAUCCAUCGAGAAAUGAGAUACUCAGUCUAAUGGUGAAAGCGAUAAAUAGUUGGAAUUUAGAUUCCGAGCGUAAUAUAAAUUACAGAUCAUUUUUACCGCUUCUUCGAUUAUUGGAUGUUUAUCACACUCCACAAUGUCAACAUUGGGCAGUUUGGGCGCUAGCAAAUCUUACAAGAGUUUAUCCUCACAAAUAUUGCGAUCUAGUUAUUUCCGAAGGUGGAAUAGAGAAAUUAAAAAAUUUAUUAGAUUCUGAUUUGCCAUAUGACUUGAUAAAACGACUUGCUCAUGAAGUUGUUGUCAGCUGUCGUAUGUAAACAACAAAAGAAUAAUGAAUAAUUUUCUUUCGAGAGUAUUCUUAAGGCACGAAAAAAAUAUUUAUAUAUACAUAAUAUGUAUAUAUUUAAAUAUUUAGUAAAAAUAGAGUUUUACUUGGCUGCAAUAUUUCUGUACUCUCGAAUAUAGGCAUUAUUGUUUUUUUUUUUUUUUUUUUUUUUUUUUUACGGAGAUUGGGAGAAUAUUUCCUCUUCCCAUUAACCGUUUUUUUUAUAUAACGCCUGAGAAUUAUUCUCCAUCAGCAAAAUGAUCGCGUAAAAUACACUUAACUCAAAUAAUUAUGAUAUCAAAAUUGAAUUUGUGUGUCUUUUUGAUUCAUAUACGUGCAUGUAAAUAGUUUUUUCGGAAAGAGGUUGAACCUUAAAUUAAUCGUUAUUGAUUGUCGAGAACUGAUCCGAAUGGAAAAAAAAGAAAGAAAAAAAAAAUAUGAAAAGUAUUUGUCAAUUUGUGAUAUUGUCCCUUGAAAAAUACACUCGUGAAUUUUAAUUAUUUAAUUGUAAGUAUUUCUCUAAAAGAGAAAAAAAGUUGUUUUAAAAAUAAGAAAAUAAAAAAAAAAUGGAAGAAGAAGAAGGUACGACCUCUUGAUAUAUAUUUUUUUUUGCAUUUCAUAAAAAAUUUUGUAAAAUGGUUUUUCUAGGGCAAAAAUUCUUUUUUUUCUUCAUAUAUAUUUACAUAUAGUGAUAAAUCACAUAACUAUUUUCUAGAUGUAAAAUAAUAUUAAUAUUUUGUAGAUAUUGAAGUCUUGCAAUAAAAAAAAAAAUUAUUAUUUAAUAGAGGUUAUUUCUUUUUUACAAAAAUACAAUUUUAAUUUAUGAUGUUUUUUUUUAAUUAUUUACAAAUUGUGAAAAAAGUAUUUUUAUUUCCUUUUUUUAUUUUUUUUUUUGAAAAAAAAGAAAAAUUUUCUAUGAAAAGUUUAGUUAAAUAUUUGCAAGGCUUCACUUACGAAAUAUCUGUUUUGAAAAAAAUGUUUGCAAAUUAAUAUUCAUCAAAUUAGAAAAUAUAUUAUUGAAAUAUUACACAUUGGGACAAAUAAGAGAAAUUGUUUUUAAGAGAAAAAAGAAAAAAUACUUUUUACUUUUAUUGUAAAUAAAUAAAUAAAUAAAAUAUAUUAUCGUAACAGAGAUAUAUAGUAAAUGUAAUGAUUUAGAUUUGUAUUUUUUCAUAUAGCAGUAAUAUAUUAUUUAAGAAUAAUUGUCUCCAUUAUUAUAAUUUUGAGGCAAUAUAAGAAAAUUUAAUAUGUUUUUCUUUUUCUUUUUUUUUUUUUUUUUGAAAAUAAAAUUAUCUAGAAGUUAUUGAGUAAAAUAAACAUUUUUUUUUCUUGAAAAAAAUAAAAAAAAAAAAGGUGCAUAUAGUUAACAAUGACUUAUUCUAAUAAAUGUUGCAAAAGAAUUACAA